Messenger RNA from Penicillium vulpinum, 1920 nucleotides. RefSeq names its product putative pathogenicity factor. NCBI's taxonomy places the organism in Eukaryota, Fungi, Ascomycota, Eurotiomycetes, Eurotiales, Aspergillaceae. Bases 1 to 1920 code for a protein of 639 amino acids. The transcript is spliced from 3 exons. The record is from RefSeq and is a predicted model, not a curated record.
AUGCACCCUCAGGGCCCUGAUGCCCGAGGUGAUCGGGGCCACCUCCAUGAGGAGGACAUACAAAUGCCUGGCAACACUGCUAAUGACAAGCAGGAUGUUACGACCCCCGGCAGCUCUGCUGGAGCAAUCCACCAGGCAAACUCAUCCUUGUCGCUGCUUCUCUCUCCUCCACUUACUUCCCCAUUGAUACCUCUGGACACAACCGAUUCCACUCCUCUACUUAGUCCUCUCCACCGAUACAGCCAAGGACAGCCACUUGGUUUCACCAGCACAAAUGGAACACAUCCUAUGUAUGAUCCCAGCCGUGGAGUCCAGCUCAGGAAUGCCGCUGAUUGCGCCAAUCCAUACCGGGAUAGACUGGACCGAACUGAACAUGCACGAGAGCAAGAAAGGGCUCGUAGCAGGAGUCCUCGCCACUUGCUUCAACCCAUUGACCUCCCUGAACCCCGAGAACCACCAAGAGGUCUAUUGAGGGGCUUCAGUCACUAUCCUCGGGAGAUGUAUAUCCCUCCCGGAAUCAAUGACCUGAUGCCUCAAAGUCUACCUAGCUCCUCUCCGACUAUAUCUCCGAGCAACACCCAGCGUGGUCGUGGCCGUGCUCUGGCCCAUCGAGGGGAAUCUCCUGGAGAGAUUCACCCUCUCAAUGACAGUAGUUUGUAUGAAUACAACCACGAACCACAGCAGCAACAAGUGCAGGGGCGUGAUCCGGAGCCUGAAAGACAUCCUGCCAACAAACAAGAGGAGGAUGUUAAUGGAACCGACGAAGAUCAUUUAUGUGAAUUCGCUGCUCCCUGCCGAAUGAAUCCCUCCCCCGACGGAAUGCACUACCGAAAGGUCGUCUCACACGUGUUUGGCAGAAACAAGGCCGUUACCAAGCUGUUUCCACUUGGCGUCUGGGUUCAUUAUUGCCGAAAGCACUACCAGCGUGCCCGGUAUCGUGCAGACCAAUGGCCAUUUACGCAGUGCGACCUGCUGCUAGAAUCACUGAGCCGAAUGGAGAACUGGGAUGGAGUGGAGAGUUUCGAACUCAUCCUGCGUCGCCGAGAGCAGAUGCGUGUCGGGCGUGAAACCGACGUAGCAGUCACCACCGAGACCUCCAAUCAGAACGAGAAUACUCCUAACGGCCAGGCUCAAAACCAAGACCACAAGCCUUCGGGUGUCGUUACUCGGGCUCCAGGUCGUAAGCACCCAACUGCCAUCAUCGCACCCGUCCCAGACUGGCUUCGCCAACACGUUGGUCACGGCAAGACAUUCGCAGAAAUUCGUCAGAUCAUCGAACUAGUUCGCAAUCAUAUGGUCAGACUGCGAAAUCUGGAAAGAGCCCAGCAACAGCUCAGCCAUAUUACCAAAUCCCCGAGUGCACCAGGAAGCCCUCAUCGAGGUGCAUUUUCGAACAGCCGAAAGGGACGUAUCACCAAACCCGUCAACCGAGACCCCAUCCGCAUGCGUGCUAGCACGAUUCGUUUCCCUGAUGUCGAAAUCCUCCCCCAUUUCAAGCCAUGGGUCAAGGAAGCUGCUCUACGGCAGCGGUCUGCUACCACCUGUCCCAUGAGCGAAGGAGAUUCCAAAGGCUAUGAACCGGAGCAGACAAUUUCCGGAGGAGGACAUAUCAUUGGAGAAAUCCGGGGUCACCGUGACACCGAUUCUCGGGCCGAAUCGAGUCAGCCAACAAAGGGCGACUUUGCGAAUAGCAGUACAAACCACCAUCGUGACCGACGCUCCGAGUCCGUUUCUACAAUUCAGAGGACUGGGAUCAAUCUGGCACAGAUGCAGGCUCAAGCUCACAUCGGCAGGGCUGGAACCAACCGUGGCCAGUCCGAGAGCCAGCGGAGACGCAGCGAACGAGUCUAUAUCAAAGCGAUAGACCGUGUUUCUGGUCAGGGCUCUAUCAAGAAGCCGAGCAAGGAUGGUGAGAAAUAG